CAACCAAUCAGCGGCAAGGGUGUGAUCCGAAAGGUAUGAGACGGUCUAGGGCGAGAAGUACGCCAUGAGGCGGUAGAGUCAUUCAAGAGCGGAGCGCAGCCAUGUCGCUCCCUCUCCCCUAGGUACUGGGUCGACUUGUCGCGUAUUUAAGGCGCGUUGCGGCGGCUACGUUACUACAGUUUCCCGCUCGCCCCGCCUGCCCGCCCACUGCUAGCACCCUCCCUUCCUGCAACAUCAUGCUUGCCUCUCCCUUUGUCCCGGUGUCCGCUCAUAUGUCGGUUGACAUGCCAUUUGUCGUACCAGUAAUGGCCACACAUACCGAUUCGACGACGACAACAACAACACCUGACCCACAUAUCUUCCCGGAGAUGGCUCCCGCCGUGGCUGGGCAGAUUGCCGCUCCUAUCCUCUACCUCCCUCCUCUCCUCUCCUCGCUGCCUUCCUGUCACCACAACGCGGCAGAGCCUUGCCAUGGGGGCCACUUUCCCAUGAAGCCACUUCACACCGAGGUGCGCUUGCCGGAAAUCGACGCAGCUUCGUUAUCGCUCCAUCACGCGCUCCAUCAUUUCCGUCCCCUCGACCGGCAAUAUUCGUCCAAGGAGUAUGCCGAGGCGUUCAACUGGGACGAGAUCAUGUUGCCAGAAGACGAGGAGCGCGAGUGGUACUGCGUGGCAUUCAGAAGCAAACGCAAGCGUGGGAGCAACAGCGAGGCGCUCUAUGUGGCCGAUGCCAAAGCGCAUGACGAGGCGAUCCGGAACGGAGGGUUGAUCAUGUAUAGGUAUGGUGUCCCGGACGAGAGGACCGGCAUGAACUUGGCCACGUGCAUCUGGCAGUCACGCAAACACGCCGUUACGGGCGCCUCCAAACCGUCCCAUGUGCAUGCCAUGAGACUGACGGCCGAGUCGUACGAUGUGUACCGCCUUGAGCGAUAUGUUCUGAGAAAAGCGGCCGGAGAGCGGGCGGUGACCGUGGAAGAGUACCGCGGUGGUGAGGUCGGGUGGUGAUUACGAGCAUAAGGACAUCAAGAACGAAGCCAAGCAGUCAGGGGCUAUCCCAGAGCGGCGGAGCACGUUCGACGUGGAGACGGACGCUCGUAGUGCGGCCAGAUAGAGAUGAGCUGUACCUGAAUACCCAUAGAGA
Molecule: messenger RNA, 1140 nt
Organism: Dacryopinax primogenitus
Lineage: Eukaryota; Fungi; Basidiomycota; Dacrymycetes; Dacrymycetales; Dacrymycetaceae
Exons: 4
Coding region: 306-1004 (232 amino acids)
Source: RefSeq, a predicted model, not a curated record